CAGGAGGACUUCAACCGAAUAAGAGCAAUACGGAGUGUCUUGGAGAUGGACACAUUGCACGAUAGCAUUGUUGCCAAGUUAAGAGGAAUGUUGGACGAACACAAUGUUUUGGUUAAGUCUUUUCGCAUG
Messenger RNA from Cuscuta campestris, 129 nucleotides. The record is from the annotation of a GenBank genome assembly. Lineage: Eukaryota; Viridiplantae; Streptophyta; Magnoliopsida; Solanales; Convolvulaceae.